CGCGAAAACACAUGGUUACCAUCACUGAGCGAUCACUUGUUCGAUUCGAGCGGGAAUCACUCUUGACGCGUAGUAGAGUUUUCCAGCAUCAGCUUGAAAUGGGAAUAAACUGUCAUCAACUAGGAUUUUCAAACGAGAGGUAUUUUGCAACGGGGCAAGAUAAUCUGUGUUAAACUGAACCCGAAACCUAACACCGCCACUUAUUUGACUGCAGUAUUCUAACCGGAAGGGACAAGCAAGAGUAAUUAUUGUACUAAAGUGACUUGGCAGUUCCUUGUAGCAUGGAUCCUCAACGAAAAAGACUUCAGCACAAGGACACCUUGAACUGGAGGACUCCUCCAAGUAUUUCUCCGCCAAGUCCAUGCGGACCUUCCUCGCCUCAAUCGCCUCCACCACUGGUAGUAAGAGGCAAGAGUCUUUCGCUAAACAGGGUUGGCGCUCCCGCACUAUUACCAAUCCGCGAAACUCCGGCUAAGGAGUUAUCUAAAAGAGGCCGAAAACAAAGACUUUUGCUCUCCCAAGCAGGGAACCUCGCAUUGAAACGAAGAGAGACGUCUCCAGACUUUAAUAAACUUGAAGCUCGACUGAAACCGAAGCGAGGUGAGUUUGUGUUAUCAAGUGAUACGUCUCUUACUGAAAUUAUGCCUCCGAUCGAUUGCGUUCGCUUUACAGAAGCCCAAUACGAUCCAUCUUAACUCCAUUGUGGUGUUUCGACCGCGAGUUCAUUUAAAUAACCAUUCAGAUUUCCCAUAAUAGUGUGACGGCUGAUAUUUUGUGGUUGGGGUGUGAUAAAUUUACUCCAACAGGGCUUUAAACCAAUUUGAUCAUGCUCACUGUACCAUCGCAGCAACAGAGCGCCCUUCGGCGUGGUGAUUUCAUCUCGUCUCAUUUAUUUUGAAGUGAGCUUAAGCUUGUUCGGUAGUGAAUCUGUAUUGAGACUACAUGUACGAUAUAGGAUGUUGGCUUGUGUCAAGAUUAUCAAUCAAAGCAGCCCGGGCAUACGUGACUUGAUUCAUUGCGUGCUGCCGCUAUGGGAAUUGUUUUUAAUGAGAGAAUAAGAACUUCCCUUACACAAGAACGAGUCUAUUUGUACCUUUGCACCGGUCUCACUAUUAGCCUUGCUUUUCAAACACAAGUAUGCAUCAAAAUCCCUCUUCUGUUUCGUUCAUCGUUUACCUAACAAACAUAUUUUUCUUGAAAAUCGCUUUAUAUAUUGUCGCCGUAUUUAUUUGCGGCUCUUUGUUUUAUAUAAACAUUUCACUUGCACAGAGGGUCGAGGUCCAGGCUCAAUUGACGUUUACAAAAAUUUCUAUGUGUUUGCUACAGAUACACUAAUCUACCGGGCAAGCGACUCUUGAACAAAAACAAAUAUCUCUUUUGCGGCAUGGUUAUGUCAAGCCAAGUGAUUCGCGGCGUCUGUCCUUCGUGUUUCUAAGAACGAACCGCUCUUCAAGCUCCAGUGAUUCCAAAAUCCUCAGACACACAAAAUCAAAGGGUCAUGUUUUGAGUUACUACAAGAAAAUAAUCCCUUCAUGCUAUUGAAAAGUUCUUUCGAGGACCGUCUAUACUAAAACCAAUACAUGUGCACAUCGAUUGCUCUUUCUUUUCGAUAAUUCGCCAUUGAACAUGCAAAAUCAGUUUUAACCAUGUCAAAAAGCCAUUAAAAAUAAAAUAUCUCGUGACCAAACAACGGCAAUCAUCUUGUCAUGCAAAUCGCAAACAUCAUGAUAACAACAAAUCGCCUUCUGCGAGACAAAGUCUAACCAGGAGUAAAACAGACUGCGAAAAUGUUGUUUUGUGCAUUUUCCUAAAUGAAUCAUACUGAAGUGACUCAAAAGGCAAGCGGCUCACUAAGAUUGCUCACCGGGCAUUAAUAUAUAAUGCAACAAGUGUAUAGAGUCGGCAUCAUCACUAAGUGUCCACAACCACUUAACGUUUUGGAUAAAUGAACUCGGGUAGAUGUAAUAACACAACUGUAUAAGAUAUCAUCUUUAGAACAGGUCCAACCGAACAGCUCCAUUUAAGAUGUAAUAUCGAACUUGAAAGAAAUGCGCAUCUAAUCAAAAAUUAGCGACAUGAGUGUGGUAUGUAAAUGUUAGUGUGUAAUAUUGCCAAAGGGCAGCAAGUUUUCACUUAGUAUCUGACAAACUAAUGAAGGUCUUCUUAUUUUUUAUCUAUAAUGUCUCCACUACAAAGAUAUAGUAGAGAGAAAAUCGUGCCGUUCCGCUUUCAAGUCAGUUUUUUUUCCUUUUUCGAAAAAUUUACCCCCUUCGAGGUCAGACUUUAAUGCAAAUAACUUUGUAUUCAAAAUGUACAGCGAAAAACAUUUUCUGCUAAAAUAUAACUUAUUUUCUUUCACUUUUCCGGUGCCGACUGACCAAGGUUUUUAAGUAUGAUAAUGCGAUUUGUGGAAGACUGCAAAAGGUCACUUUUAUCGGAGUUCAAUAGAGUGUCUCACACAAACUGGCGCGCGUGCAGUGGUGCAUGGUUGGACAAUAAACAACACCACUAGGGAAUACUGCAGAGCAAACCAGACAUGUACGUCUUUUUAAACAACUGAUCAACGGUUCCAAAAAUAAAGCUUGUGCAUUUAAUACGCAUCGAUCAACAUUUUCCUGCUGUAAAAUCAACAUGCUACUUUAUUACACAAUACUGUAACCAACAAUUUUCAAAGGUAGACCUUUUCAAUCUUUUCAAUUUUUCUCUUCCAAUCUCACAAAAAUGAGCAACAAAACUUCAAAUUUAGUGCAAUAUUUUUAGACCUAGUGACAUUAAUGACAAAUUAUGGAAUUAAUCCAAAUGCUUGCAGCUUCUUAUUUUGUUGUUCUUUAAGAUUUUGCCAAACUUGGAAUGCUAUUGUUCUAAUGAUAUAAAAUCCACCUUUAGUAUCAGUUAACCACAAUCUCUUAACUGUUCUCAAUCCGACCUAAGAGCUGCCUAAGUAAUGAAAUAAUUGGUUACCACGAGAAACAGACCCAGCAACCAUAAAACGCUCCUCAAAGAGCUCAUGUUAUGAUGAUAUUAACUUAGAUGAAAAUCACGUCUCCUGAAAAAACCAACUACAUUUCAUUCAAGUGCUUUUUCCUAGAUAUUUGCUUGAAAAAAAGUGCCGCUUAUCACAGUUGUAAAUUUUAAAAGAUGAUCUAAGUUAAGAUUAAAUAUUAAAUAUAUUAAGGGGUUAACCAAGGGACCUUAUCUAAAGAUAAUCAUGAUCUACAUCUAAAGCCAAUUGCUUCAGUUUAAUUAGGGACAAAAUGUUUUUCAGUUCACUUUAUAGCGUAAUAAUUGAAUAGUAUUAGCCAUACAUUAAGGUUUCAAUUCAAACAACAUGGCAAGUAGAAAACAAGUUUUCAGGUCAACUAAUUAUUGACAAAGUGUGGGAAGAGUAACAUGCCUUACAUCAAUAACAGGUUUUUAGGUAACAGAAGCUUUGGUUAAAAAGAGUCAUGAGGUUAGCCAGACAGUCUGGCUGGAUAUGUUGUAAUGUUAGUUGUAUGGGUGUACAUGGUGAUAUUAAAUGUCUACUGCCAAGCUGCAAAAAUAUAACAUCUGGUGAUGAGCUUGACAUGUCUUACUUUGUCUCUGUUUUUCAGGUGACAUGAAAAGUGUAGAUUAGAUAGGUUUUGUUUCAUUUAGAUAUGUUAAAAUUAUUAGACUGCUGAGCUCUUAUUAAAAGUAUGGCUGAUGUUUUAUUUUAAAUUGAAAUAUACUUUAAAAGAGGAACACUGCCAGUUCUUCACUAUCAAACUAAGUAUAAGUACUUUAAGGAGCCGCUAUGUCAUAAUUCAGAGAAGUUACCAUAGUUGAUACAUGUCUGGCUUCAAUACAAGAAUUUAGAAGGGGUAUACUUUUAAUUUAUUUUGAUAUAGUACUACUAAAUGAGCAUAUCAUCAAUCAUAAACACUUAUUUGCAAAUUGACAACUAUUCUUUAAUUACUUGUGACUAGGUAAACUGCCAAUGAAUAAAAGGGGAUAAGUUAGUGGAGUGUCAGUGGGGGUACAAAAAGGUGAUUUGGUUUAUCAACUGAGUUGAUAAUGUAAAUUGGCCUCCAUAGAGAGUUUCUAGGGCUGGUGUUUUGAGCAUCAGCCCUUCAUAAGAGCACAGACACUCAAAAUGUCAGCUUUAGAAACCCUCUAUGGUGGACAAUUAACAUCAUCAACUCAGUUGUUGAAACAAAAUUACCUUAUAAGAUAAACUGUUGUGUACAGGUUAACUCAGGGUUUGCUUUUGCAUAUGACAGGUCCUCUGCCAAUGAGAAUGAGAGCAUUACCUCAGUCAUUCUGGCAGGAACCAAAGAACAUCCAGAACAGCUCACUGAGCACAGAAGGAACACUAUCAUCAUUACCACCACUAUUUCAUAAUGCCAACAAUACAAGUUAUGAUGUUAGUAAAGUAAGACCAGUGACUCCUCCAGAGGAGAAGUAUUUGCCACGACCCCCAAAGGAACCAAAACUUGUAAUAACUUCUCCACAAGAGCAGCUGUUAAAAUUAUUUGAGACAGUAGAGGAGGAUAAGACUAAGAAAUUUGUGAUCAGAAGAGGAAGGUGAGUGUUGAUCAUCAUUGUUACAUAACCUGUUGGUCUGCAUGCCUUUUAAGUUUAUGUGACCUUUGCAUGCUUGUAAUGUUGUUUUACAAACUAUCUUUUAGAUACACUUAUCUCAAGCAAGUCUUGCAACUGAUCAAGACAAGUAAUCAAAUACCUGGCUUAUAAGAGAACACACAACUAGUAUCUGAAAGUGCUUUUCUUCUGUUUGUUUUGUUUUCAGUAAAUGCAACCAUCACAAAAUCUUUUGGGUCCUGAACUACAAUUUAAGACUUCUGCUACAUGACUAUUGACAUUCAACAAGAAAAUUUGUUCCUUUGUUGGUAACUCUAAAACCAAAGUGAUCUUAGUUUGCAAAUUCUCUCAAUCCCUUUUUUCAUAAAUUAUCAAAAUUAAAGUUUGAAGAAUAUGCAAUAUUAAUGAAUCUGUUUAUCACCCUGUGGGGUGUUGAUGUUGCAUGGGGAAAAGUGAUUCAGCAACUUCAGUUCACCACAAACCCCUGCUUUGUUUUCUUUUGUGAUACAUAUUGGUUGCAGAUUAAGUACCUCAAUUAGUUUUAGCCUGAAUAUGAAAUGCCAGUUUAAAAUUUGACAAAUUUAGCCAAAGAAUUUGUGUUGUUAGGAAUUUGAGGUGAAAUCCUUAUUAAAAAAAACAGUAUAAAUCCAUUUUGUUGCUUUACAUUUUGCAUCUUUGUUUAGAUACAUCCUAUAAUUAUAGCCACAUACACUGUAUAGGCAAAUUUUGUUUACAGGCAAAUAUACAUCUUGUAGCAAAAAAUAUUAAGUACCUCUCCAACUCAUGAAUACAUUUCACAUACAGAUGUAACAAAUUCUGAGGCCUUUUUGAGCCUCUUGUCUUUUAGGUUCCUAACCAUUAUAUAUAUAUAUAUAUAUAUAUAUAUAUAUAUAUACUGUUGGUAAUACUUGAAACUUUGCAAGUGACCUUGCUAUCCAAUACUCAGCCACUUUUAUAUUGUCAAGUCAUGCAGUUGCUCACCAUAUCAUCAAUCAUGUGUGACUAACCAAGCUUUUGUGUGCUCAAUAAUUUGUAAAUUUCAAAACAGAUCUAGAUCAUUUUGUUCCAUGCAAACACAGUAUCUUAGCUACUUUUGUCCAUUGGUAAAAAUCAUAACAUUGGCUUAAUCCUGUUGUGAGCUACUUGUAAACUUAAGGUAAUUUAUUCCACUUCCAAUUUGGAGGCUGUGUUUGUUAGGCCUGUGUGUAUAAGAAUGAGUUCAUUGUUGGAUUGAUAUUGCACAAAGGAAAAAGUUUAUUCAUGAGAAGAUAUUGACAACAUAAGCAAAUUUUUCCGGCACUCCUUGCCCUAAAAUGGCAUGAAAAGGACAAGAAGCAAGCACUCGAUGAUUAAUUGAGACACUCCUCUACAAUAAUCAAAAUAAAAAUAUUUGACUUUAGAUCAAUAUCAUUAACAAAGAUGUUCACACUCAAAAUUAACAUAUGUUACAACUGAUCAAGUUUUUGCAGUAUUCCAUGUAAAUUAUGAAACUGACCUUUCUGGAUGUCCAUAAUCAUGAUGAAGACAUAAUGCUGACUAGGCGAAGUAAAUGACUCUAUGAAAAAAUAAGAGUGAAUAACUGAAAAACAAUCUUAUACAAUAUUGACAGCAUGUUAAAUCUCAUCACACAAGGAAGAAUCUAGAUAGAUGUUGACACAUGAACUUUCAUAACCUAUGUUUAAUGUUUUUUAAACUAAAACUAGUGUUCAAGAACUUAUUCUUCCUAGACAGCUCAUGGGAAAAAUUUACAAGGAAUGCAUCAGCCCUAGCAUGCUUCUCUGUUUCAACCAUGAAUAAGCAAUGGUUAAUUACAUGUUCACAUGUAUACUGUUUAUAUAUGAAAAUGUUUAGCACUGUCUACAACAACAACAAAAAAAGAACAACAGAAAACUAAGUUCUUUUGCAUUUACAUAUAUACAAUCUCAGGGUGAGCAGUUUGCAGUUUAAAAUAAAUUUCAGGUCAAAGUGACUUUUAAGUUACCUUGUGUUUUGUUUCCUUAAGGUAAGCCUUGUCACAAAGAAAAAUUUGCAUCAAAGUAUUUUAACAUCAUUUUCAAUUGAGUUUAUUUUGAGAAACAACAUUAAUUUGUAGUUGAAACUAUUGCCUCCAUUCUGAUGAUUUUUUAGCUACAUUAUUAUAUUCAUAGAACGUGCUACAUCUUUCUCUAUUGGACACUACAACAUUUAGCUUCAGAAACUCACACAACUGGGUGGCUGAGUCAUUUUUCUUAUUAACCAUUCAGUCACUUGUAUUGGUUGGUCUGUUGGCACAUUGUCUGCCUCAAAAAAAUUUUUGUGUUGAUCAUUUUUCAUAAAAUGGCUUUUGUGUGAAUUUAAUUUAAAAAGUAUUUUGUAGGUAGAUUAAGGAGAUUUAUCUCAAAGUACAUUUGACUGAAACAUCUUAUUUGUACAUAGUUUAGUUCAUAAAUGUUAAGAUCUAACUUUUUUGUCUUGCAGACCUAGAAGGGUACAAUCUGAUUUAACACCAUGCCAACUACCAAAAUUGGAAGAGGACCCAUGCAUGAUGACCAGCCUAGCAGAAAAGUUGUUUCCUCAGCUUUCCCUUGAAAACAACAAGCAAACACCAGGAGCCAACACAUCACUCUCUUGUGUGUCAGUCCAUGAUGGUGACAAGUCUGUGACACUACCUUCCUUAAAUGUUGAGCAGAAUUACUCUCAGAUGUUAUCUGAAAUUGUGGCUCACUUUUGAAAGUUGACAUGGAGAGUUAAGAGAGUGUUAAUCAAUUAAGAUCACAUUGAGGUCUGGAUUUGGAGCUCUUAGUUCAGCUCAGUAAGAAGUAAGGUACACUAGACUCUAAUACAAAAGGUUGACUGAUAGUAGAUACCUGAAGGGUCUUUUUACAGGGAUUCUAAUAGUUGUAACAAUAGAGAGAGUUAAAGGUGUGGUUUCACCGAGGGAUAGAUUCUGGAAAAUUUGGUUAAAUAAGAAGUGAUGGAAUUUUUGCUGUAUACAAAGAUGCUAUUUCCAUCAACAAAAUCCCUAUGUUUGUGUACCCAAAAGUUUUCACGUAGGCAAAUCUCUUGUUGUAUACAGGAAAGUGCUGGAGUUUCUGCAUCAAGUGAUGACAGGGACUGAACACAUGGUGUGCUUUUGUAACCAUGUUGAAUAUAACAAUAAAUAGAUUAAUUAAUAAAAUAGUAUAUUAAAUAAUACUUAGAUAAACUGGGACAAACGGUGACCUAUUUCUUUUAUGCAUUAAUUCAUAAAUUGCUGAACAUCAGGAUUCAACUUAUUUAUUUUUCUGGGAAAAAGACAGUGGUAGACUGUCCAUACACAGCAGCCAAAACCAAUAAUUCCUGAACAGUUGAAAAAUGAUGUCCAACAAAAUCUAAGUGGCAGGGUGCUUAACCAAAUGUAUAGAAAAAAUUUAGUUUUGCAAAUCUCUAAGAGGUCCCAAUCUCUUAAAUAAAAAUAUUUGAUAAGAAAUUACCCUUUUGUUAGAAAAAAAUAAUUUGUCUUAGCCAUAACGUAAAUAUUUCAAUCUAGUUGCAAAAAAUUCCAUCAUGUUCACUGGGAUUACAAGACCGGUACAUUCUGAAUUUAUAAUUUUGUAACACAACACAUAUCAACAAUAUCCCACAUUGCGCCAUGAAAAUAAACAAUUCAAGUGUUUGAAUUUUUUUUUGUUCAUAUCCGGUGGAUAUAUUUAUAGAUAAGCAUCAAGGAUGUUCUCUGAAAAUUAUGAGUGUUCUUCACUUCAUUUUGAAUAAAACAAAUAGUUAUUAGAUGACUACAUUUAUUUUUUACUAAAAUUGAUGCUUCUCAUGCUCUUACAACUGGUUUAAUGAGAACCAUUAUGUUGCACAAGAUAAAAGAAGUUCUAGAACACUCCCAAACAAAUAAAAUUUCUUCAGGUGGAGUAAAUUCUCUUAAGGUUAAGGUACAGCAGAACCCAGCUAACUGUAACUCCAAAGGGAAACAAAAAAUGGGUCCAGUUGGCUGGGGUUUGAGUUAACUGAUGAUAAAUGACUGAAAAAAAUCGGUUAGGGAAAUCUGAUCUUGUUCAGAUUACUGGGGGGUUUGAGUUAGCAGGGUUCCACUGUAAUCUUAUCAUCAAUUUAUCACUUAUUUUUUAAUAGGCGACUUCUGUCUUGUCACAGCCUGAGUGAUAAUUUUUGUUCUGUAGAACUAUGUCAUUAGAUUUAUUUAAAUAAUUUCUGCUCAAAGGGUAAAUGAAACGAAGUUAGUUAACAAUGCAAAUAUUACUAACUACUCCCUGUGGUGUAACAUGAUAUAUUGGGGUGGGAUAGAAGAGUGGGGUGACCAUAGAACAAGCUGUAUAUAUAAAUAUAAGAAAUACUACCAAAUAUGUUUGUAAAUAAAGAAAACUUAUUCACU
Molecule: messenger RNA, 8920 nt
Organism: Pocillopora meandrina
Lineage: Eukaryota; Metazoa; Cnidaria; Anthozoa; Scleractinia; Pocilloporidae
Source: the annotation of a GenBank genome assembly